Messenger RNA from Aegilops tauschii subsp. strangulata, 1119 nucleotides. RefSeq names its product MEIOTIC F-BOX protein MOF-like. NCBI's taxonomy places the organism in Eukaryota, Viridiplantae, Streptophyta, Magnoliopsida, Poales, Poaceae. The record is from RefSeq and is a predicted model, not a curated record.
AUGGAGACUCGUGGCAGACGAAAGCGCGCCGCCGCCCCUAGGGACCGGCUGAGCAGCUCCGAGGAGGACGCGCUGGCCAAGCUGGCGGAUUUCGCUGACAAUCUCUUGUUCCACCAUUGUCUCUCUGGCGAGGCCUUGGACACCCUGCGGCUGCGCAUCCACCGUCAAGAUGACGGACGUCGGCACGGCAGCAACGACAAGGAUAUGAUCAGCAGGUGGAUUCGCCGCGGCCUGAGGCUGUCACCGGCGGCCAUCGACAUCACCAUCGACGGUGUCCCGAUGAGGCAACCCUCCUAUUUCUCCAACGCGGGCGCCUGCUUUCGGCGCCUCGCCAAGCUCCGCAUCGACAACGUUCUCCUCAGCCGAAACAUCGAGCAUCUCUUCGGCACCGACAGCCUCCCCGCACUGCGAGACCUGGAGAUCAGGAACAGCGGCCUCGGGUACAUCGUGUCCGACACGCUCAGGAACCUCACCGUCGUCUACGACUCCCCAGUGAUUGCACACAGAUGCGACGUGUUUGGCCACAUCGCCGCUCCUGGCCUGGUGUCGCUGCGGCUCGAGUUCCCGCUCGCCCGUCUCGCCAACUUGGACAUCACCAUAGGGGAGCUACCUUGUCUUGCCAAAGCAUCCAUCCGCCUACUCGACGAGACUCCUCAGCCUUUGUACUGGGACAGCCACGACAAAGACAAACCAGACACUACACGUCUGGUGAUCACCAAUCUAUGCGACCUCCUCGGCUCUCUAUGCAAUGUCACCAGCUUGCACCUCUCUGGUUUCCAGGAAAUGGCACGUACGCAUGCGGUGCUUCUGCAGGCCGUGCUGGAUGAACCCUGCUGCGUGUUCCCCGACCUCAAAAGCUUGGUCCUGGACGACUGUAACCUUGGCGACGGACUGCAAACUCUCUGGCGUUUUCUACACAAGACUCCUGCCCUCGAGCGGCUUGCUCUCAAAAGUUGCAAGUGGCAAGAUGUUCCAUAUGCUCGGGAGAGUGAUGAAGAGCAAGAUUUGGAGACCGCGACAAUGGCAAUGAACCUCAAGUUGGUGCAAAUCCUUCAUGGAAAUAACAAGCUGAGGUCCAAGAUAAAACGGAAGCUACCGCAGGCUACAAUCACCAAAUGA